Molecule: messenger RNA, 699 nt
Organism: Cyphellophora europaea CBS 101466
Lineage: Eukaryota; Fungi; Ascomycota; Eurotiomycetes; Chaetothyriales; Cyphellophoraceae
Exons: 1
Coding region: 1-699 (232 amino acids)
Source: RefSeq, a predicted model, not a curated record
AUGGCGGAAUCGGGGGAAGACGAAGAUUACUUUGUCCCGCUCGAAGACCAACGCGUCUUCGGUGCGGGUAUCAAGCGCAAGCGCAUCGCCUUCGUCCCCGCCUCUUCCACCGAGUCCUCGCUUCCCGCCACCAGCGGCUCCGGUUCUGGAAGCAAGCAGAGCAUAGCAGACCGAUACCUACAUAUUGUCCUUUCUAAGGCCGCGACCACGCCGAGCACUCCAGAAGGGACCGUCCCAGACUCCGAUCCCAGCCCCAGCCUCUGUACCGUCUGCCACCGUCCCUUGUCACCCACACACGAAACCACCAUCGCGCACCAGCUCUGCCUCGAGCACUCGCACCCUCCGUCCCAUCUCGACCGUUCGCGCCCGGGGCUCCGCUACCUCAACGCCUACGGCUGGGACCCGGAUAGCCGCGUUGGACUGGGCGCGCGCUCCGAGGGCGUGCGAUUUCCUCUGAAGCCUGUACCUAAACAUGACACGGUCGGCCUGCGAGAGAGGGAGGACGAGGAUGCCGCUGUGCGCGUCAAACCAAAAAAGGUGGCUUUGAACACCAGCGUGAUGCGGCAGGGCAAGGUCUUGAGGCUGGAUGCCAAGGAGGUGCGGAAGCGUGACGAUGAAGCGAGGAAGAGGGCAGAUAAGCUUAGAAAGUCAUUCUAUGGCAGCGAGGAAGUGGAGCGGUAUCUCGGAAGCGGCGGGUGA